AACGCCGCGCGAAAAUGGAGGACUCGGAAGGCGAAGAAGGGGAGGAGACUGAGGCCGAGUGGCUCUUGCCGGGACCCAGCAGCGGACUCCAGAGAGAUCCUCCUGGGGCCGUAGAAGGAGUCUCGCGUAAAGUCCUAGGAAAUCUUCCUUCCACCGACUGCCGCGGGAUCUAAGGCAGCCUUGGCCCUGUGGACUAGGAGUAGGGCAAUAGCAAGGAAGCUAAGACCGGGCUGGGGUUGGGGGUUAUCAUGGACAAGCCGUGCCAAAAGGAAAUGCUUGGAACCGUAUCAUUGUGCAUCUGGAUUUGGACUGUUUUUAUGCCCAGGUAGAAAUGAUCUGCGAUCCUGAAUUAAGAAGCAAACCUUUAGGUGUGCAGCAGAAAUACCUGGUAGUCACCUGCAAUUAUGAAGCCAGGAAUCUUGGUGUGAAAAAACUCAUGGGUGUGAAAGAAGCGAAAGAAAAGUGUCCGGAUCUGAUACUGGUUAAUGGAGAAGAUCUGACUAAAUACAGGGAAUUCUCUUACAGGGUUACAGAAUUGUUAAAAACAUUUACUCCACUGGUAGAAAGACUGGGAUUUGAUGAAAAUUUUGUGGACAUCACUGAACUGGUCGAAAGGAGACUGACAGAGUGGAAAAAAGCAAGCCUUCCUAACAUCUCUGUUUCUGGUCAUGUAUAUAAUAAUCAGACUGUUGAUUUCCAUGACCCGAUGCACAGGAGCCUAGCUAUGGGAUCUCAAAUUGCAGAGGAGAUGAGAGGUGCCAUGUGCAGCAGGCUUGGGCUCACGGGCUGCGCAGGAGUGGCCACCAAUAAAGUCCUCUCCAAGCUGGUCUCUGGGACCUUUAAACCAAAUCAGCAGACAAUUCUUCUGCCUGAGAACCGGCAGAACCUGAUGGCCAGCCUCAGUCACCUAAGGAAAAUACCAGGGAUUGGCUUUAAAACAGCAAAGCGCCUCCUGAAUCUUGGGCUCUGCACUGUGCAAGAUCUCCAAGACUGUUCAGUUGAGAUUCUGGAAAAAGAACUGGGAAUUCCAGCUGCACAUCUCAUCCAAAAGCUCAGUUGGGGAGAAGACCAUUCUCCAGUCAUCCCAUCAGGAGCUCCUCAGUCUCUCAGUGAUGAGGACUCCUUUAAAAAGUGCUCUUCUGAACCAGAAGUUAAGAAGAAAAUUGAAGAAUUGCUCACUAAUCUUCUAGACAGGUUGUACAAAGAUGGCAGAAAGCCCCAUACCAUCAGAUUAACCAUCCGCCAGUAUUCUGCUACCAAUAAAUGGUUUAAUCGGGAGAGCCGUCAAUGUCCAGUUCCAUCUCACUUGGUCAAGAGGAUCGGUUCAGAGGACACCAGUGUAAAAGCUGACCUCGUUUCCAUUCUUAUGAAACUGUUUCGAAAGAUGAUCAAUGUUGAGGUCCCAUUUCAUCUGACUUUACUGAACAUUUGCUUUUCCAAUCUUAAGGACCCACCAGCUUCGUCCAAGGAGUCUAUUCAAUUUUAUUUGAGUCAGUCAUCACCUUCUUUAAGCUCCAACAAAGUUCUUCACACAACAGAAGACAGAAACUCAGAAAACACAAGGAUGGAACGUCAAGGGGAAGACAGUGAUGUUUUAUCAGAAGAGAGAAACACAAGAUGUGUCCAAUCUCAGCUCCACACUCCUUGUCUGCCAAAAGCAAGUGAUCUUCAAUGCCCAAGUCCACUACUUCCUGCUGGAAUAGAUUAUGAUGUGUUCAACCAGCUUCCAAGUGACAUUAAGGAGGAAAUAUUCUCUAGUCAAAAGGUUAGAGAUUCCACAGAGACUUUGUGGAGCCAAAGAAGAUCUGAACUGGGGGAAAAAUCACCAUGCCAUCCAAAAAUGAAAAUAAGCUCUAUUUCCCUACAUUCUGGAGACCUUGGUCAAAGUACUAGAACUCUGGCAUUUUCUGGCAUUGCACCCACAAACGAAGAACCACCAGUGGAAAGGCAAAAUCCCCAUGGAGAAGGUUCUUCCCAAAAUCAUUCAAGCCAAGGAUCAAAAGUGGCCCUUCCUCCUUCUGUGGAUCCCAAAACUUUUUCUGAGCUGCCUGCAGAGAUGCAGAAAGAACUGCUAACCGAAUGGAAGAGUCAAAAGGGUGCUUCCAAAAUGCAUGCCAGCAAAGUUGUGACACUUAAAGGAACCAAGAAAGGACAGGCGUCCUCUCCAGGGUCAAAUAGUUUACUACGCUAUUUCAAACCAAGAUGACUACAAUUUGGUGGAGAGACUAAGCUUAUGUAUCUGGAGAUAAAACCUUUCUUCAAGCAAAGGUGUGUUUAGGGCUGGGAAAUUUGACAACCGUCACUGCAAAUAUAUUGUAAACGUAUCAAGGUGGGAAAGCAAAGUCCACAUGUCUACAUAUUUGCAAAUAAAACAGACCUCCUGUACAAUUUUGACACUUACAUUCCUGAGCAUGAAAAUGGUUUACCAUAGAAUAAAUGUCCCUUAAAAUUUGAAGAAUGGGUAGAGGUAAACAAGAUGUUGAAAUACAAAGCAGUCGCGGUAAUUUGUCUCCAUUUCCUUAGUUAUAGAUGCUAGAGGCUAGGGCACCAUCCUGGUCUAC
Molecule: messenger RNA, 2561 nt
Organism: Pseudonaja textilis
Lineage: Eukaryota; Metazoa; Chordata; Lepidosauria; Squamata; Elapidae
Source: RefSeq, a predicted model, not a curated record